AUGGCGCCCAACCAGGGUUCCAGGAUGCUCAGUAAAGAUGACGCGAAUUAUAAACUUCACUUUCGGAUGAUAAACGAGCAACAGGUGGAGGAUAUCACCAUCGAUUUCUUCUACAAACCGCAUACCAUUACUUUACUGACGCUCACCGUUGUCAGCAUAAUGUACUUUGCGUUUACGAGGGAUGAUGGUGAUUCUGAUAAUAACCUGCGUGUGGGUCUGCUGCUGGUUGGCUCUUUCUUUCUUGUUAUCAGUGUUCUUGCCUUCCCCAAUGGUCCUUUCACAAGACCUCAUCCUGUUAUAUGGCGCAUGGUUUUUGGUCUCAGUGUCCUUUACUUCCUCUUCCUGGUGUUCCUCAUCUUCCUGAAUUGGGAUCAAGUGAAAGCGCUGUUGUAUUGGCUGGACCCCAAUCUACGUUACGCCACACGAGAAGCAGAUAUCAUGGAGUAUGCUAUAAACUGUCACGUGAUUACAUGGGAACGCAUCCGGAGUCAUUUUGACAUUUUUGCCUUUAGUCAUUUCUGGGGCUGGGCAAUGAAAGCUCUACUCAUCCGCAGCUACGGCCUCUGCUGGACCAUCAGCAUCACAUGGGAGCUCACAGAGUUGUUCUUCAUGCACCUCCUUCCAAACUUUGCAGAGUGCUGGUGGGAUCAAGUCAUUCUUGACAUCCUAUUGUGCAAUGGAGGGGGCAUUUGGCUUGGCAUGACUGUGUGUCGCUUUUUAGAGAUGCGUACCUACCACUGGGCCAGUAUCAAGGAUAUCCACACAACCACAGGCAAGCUGAAACGGGCUGUUUUGCAGUUCACUCCGGCCAGCUGGACGUAUGUGCGCUGGUUUGACCCCAAAUCCUCUUUUCAGAGGGUGGCUGGAAUCUACCUCUUCAUGAUAGUAUGGCAGCUCACAGAAUUGAACACAUUUUUCCUGAAGCAUAUCUUCGUAUUCCAGGCCUCUCAUCCUCUCAGCUGGUGCCGGAUCCUCUUCAUUGGGAUCAUCACUGCCCCCACAGUUCGGCAAUACUAUGCAUAUCUAACAGACACCCAGUGCAAAAGAGUUGGAACACAGUGUUGGGUGUUUGGGGCCAUUGCUUUCCUGGAAGCUCUGGCUUGUAUCAAAUUUGGACAAGACUUGUUCUCUAAAACACAGGUUCUUUAUGUUGUCCUUUGGCUUUUGUGUUUGGCUUUUAUUACUUUUCUCUGUCUGUAUGAAAUGAUUUGGUACGAGCAGAAUUAUGGGAAGAGACUGAAGAACAUUGCAGACUGUGACGACAGCACCAUUAUUGACACGUAUGACAACAUUCUUGAAACUUCCAAAGCAGAGAAGAACUCCAGUAGUAAUUCCACUUCAUCACGGAGAAGAAAAGGAGGCUCUGGAAAAAACAAAACAAUCAAUGGAACAAGCGGCAAGAAGUGACCACAGCUAGAUUCAGUGGAGCACAAGGGGUUAAAGAAAGAAUAUGCCAUAAGCGGUUGAAAAGAGGUUAAGUGGUUAGCUGGGUUAUAGUGUGCAGACACAAGAAGCGGUUCUAUAAACAAGAGGACACAUUCCAAACCACAAGCCUCUGUCUUUACUAUAUACUCUAGUUUUUAUUUUCAUAGCACUUGGAAGGAAAUUAUGAUUUGUGGUAUGGCAGGAUUAUGGGAAAUGACACAAUGCACACUUUCCAGUGGCACUGAUGUGGCACUCAUAUUUAAGAAUGUUGGAAGUGUCUGAGCCAGCGAAUGUUUGUGAUGGCCCUCCUAAUGAAAUGAGCUCAAUGCUGCCAGGAUUUCUGUAAAACAUGAAGGGAGCGUUAUUGAGCUCUGAUGAUUUCAUACAACCAGUAGUGUUAAUACAGACCAAGCCCUUGCACAUUUUUCUCCACUUGCCCUUUAAUCAGUGAAUGUUUUGUUGACACAUAAGCAUUGAUCAGGGUAAGAAAUUGUACGCAUCAUUUCAUUGUGAGCUUAAAAGCAAGCUCUA
Molecule: messenger RNA, 1956 nt
Organism: Carassius carassius (crucian carp)
Lineage: Eukaryota; Metazoa; Chordata; Actinopteri; Cypriniformes; Cyprinidae
Product: phosphatidylserine synthase 1-like
Exons: 13
Coding region: 1-1407 (468 amino acids)
Biological process (GO): phosphatidylserine biosynthetic process
Molecular function (GO): L-serine-phosphatidylethanolamine phosphatidyltransferase activity
Source: RefSeq, a predicted model, not a curated record